Molecule: messenger RNA, 1743 nt
Organism: Leishmania braziliensis MHOM/BR/75/M2904
Lineage: Eukaryota; Euglenozoa; Kinetoplastea; Trypanosomatida; Trypanosomatidae
Exons: 1
Coding region: 1-1743 (580 amino acids)
Molecular function (GO): hydrolase activity, acting on acid anhydrides
Source: RefSeq, a predicted model, not a curated record
AUGUCGACCAUAAAUGAGCAGCAACAUCAGCUCUUGACAAACCCCUUCCGUGGCCUGCACGCCGAUGUGUCCCGAAGCUAUCGUGUCGACCAGCUGAUGGAGGAGGCGACCGCGACUGACUUGAUCCUCGCCCGGCAAGAGAAGAAGUCCACCGCUUUCUCCUUCUUACACUUUCGCGCUGGUGCGCGUUUCUAUGAAGGACACUGGGGGAGCGUGGCUGACAUGCAGGCGCAGCUCGAUACGUUCGCCAAGGCUACGCAGACGACCUCGUCAAAGCGCAUCUCUACUUCAUACUUGCGCGGCACGCCGAUCCCUGGCUUCACGCUAUUCAACAACGAUCUCGGCUUGCAAAGCCCGUUAGUGCAGUGCAGCUAUCCACUAAUCGUUGCUCAGCGGCUGUUGCUGUUCCCCGAUCAUUUGCGGCACUUCCACACCAUCUGCGGACGUGAGCAAGUGCCGUGUGACUUCUACGCAGACCUCGACCUUCCCGGCGAGUCUGCCGCCGGGGCGGAGAAGACGCUGCUGGAGGUACUGAAAUACCUGGAGGUGCGGUUGCCCGGUGUGGGUUUCACUGACCCCUUCUUUCUCGUCCUGACGAACGCCGUACCAAGCAAGGAUAAGAUGUCGUACCACAUUCAUGCUCGGAGCUUCACGCACUUGAAACAUCGAGCGCUCGACACCAGCAGCGGGGCACAGCGCAAGUCAUCAUGCAGGAAGACAAAGACGCGCCGCAAGAAGGCACCGACAGCGUCAACCCGCCGCGGAUUAGACGAAGAGAGUAUAGACGAGGAGCACGACAGCGAUCCCUACGACGACCUGAGUGACAUGGUCAGCGCCGUGGAUGGCAGCCCCAAGGGGUCGGCGUCCUCGCGCCGCGGCAGUGCUGAUCUCACCAGGGUGGUGGCGUUUCAGGACUACCGCGCAGUAAAGCUUAUCGCUGACGAGGUGAAUCAAACACUCGGUCGGGAUAUCAUUGACCAAAACUGCUACCGACCAAACGGUAUGCUGCGCUGCGUCUUCAGCGCAAAAAUGCCCUCUGCGCAGGAUCACAAUUACCGUCUGCAGUCCGAGAGCAGCGCGGAGGCAGCGCGCAGGCGGCUUGUGCCGCUUGUGACAGCCUCCGACCCGGCAUUGCAGCGGUACUUGUCGGAGACCGAGUCGGUGCUCCGCACCAUGACCGAUCCUGAAAUUCUGGAGCUGACCUUCGUCACCAGGCAUCUGGACGCGGACCCCAAGGUGAUCAAGGCCGUCCACGAGCACGCUGCGAGUCUCGUGGCGCACAAGAGCCACGGCCAGGACGGGAGUGCGGAGCAGCAGCACCGCGCCGCCGUGCUGCAUGCGACAAGAAAGUACGGCUUUAAGCUGAUUCGCUCACGCCAGAUCAUGGGCCCACAGGCAACGCAGGCUGCGGAGUACGAUGCCUAUGGCAACGUCGUGUCACCCUUCCUUACAGAGGCUGCAAAGUGGCGCCGUUUCAAGUCGGUCACGGCGAAGCUGCGCACCUUGCCACCUCGAGCGGCGGAGACCUAUGACGUGUGGGUGCGCGUCGGCCUCGCCCUCCAUAACUUCAGCAACGAGGACCACGUCUUCGAGGAGUGGGUGCUUUUCUCGCUCAAGUCACCGCUCAAGUACUCGCGCGAGGUGUGCCGCAAGAAGUGGGUGCAGUUCGAGCGUAAUCCCGACGCGCUGAACUGGCGCCGCGGGUACAACUACCUGAAUUCGACCGUGUGGCGCCAGGUGUGA